CCGCGUUCCCGAGUGAAGCGGAGGAAGCAGUCGCGCUGCUCCAGGGUUUAAGCAGGAGAAGCUGGAAACAGCAGGUUCUCUGGGAGAUUCCCGAGGUUUCACGGAAUCCCGCUGCAGCUCGAGGUUCCCAGGAUUUUUUCUGUCUCACUGGCCAGGCUGGCUGAUUUAAUGGGAUUUCUCUGAGUUUAAUGAAGGCUGCAGCAUCAGGAAUUCCCCAAUCUCAUCGAGUCAGCUCCUUCAAGCAAGCUGAGAUGUAUUAGCUUCAGCAGUUGAUGCAGCAGUGUCGAGUCUGAGUCGGCUGAGCAAAUCUUGGGAUCUCCCUUCUUGCCAGGAAGUCCCAGCGUCAGGAGUUGCCCCCAGCAACCCCAGGUCGUCGUGGGCUUCCCAGUAAUUACAUCUGAAGAUUGGGAGAUCCUGAAAGCAAGUUUAUCCUCUCCAAGUAAGCCACAUCAAUGGCCAAGUUACAGUGGAAAAGCUUUCUGUCCCCAGUCUUGGGGACAGGGUUCAUGAUCACCAUAUUCAUGAUGACCAUUUGGGAGACUGAGGGGACUGCCACCGAAGACCCCAUUGACUUGCCCAAUUCAUCGUGUUUCGGGUCCUUCCAGUGCAACCGCGGGAUCAUACUCCCAAUAUGGUACCCACAGAAUCCGUCCUUGGGAGACAUAGUUGCCAGGGCUAUUGUCUAUUUUGUUGCGAUGCUGUACAUGUUUCUUGGUGUCUCAAUCAUAGCUGAUCGUUUCAUGGCAUCGAUAGAAGUCAUCACUUCGCAGGAGAAAGAGAUCACGAUCACAUUACCCAAUGGCGAGACUAGCAUGGCCACCGUGCGAAUCUGGAACGAGACAGUGUCCAACUUGACUUUAAUGGCUCUUGGUUCUUCAGCACCAGAAAUUCUCUUGUCACUAAUUGAAGUGUGUGGGCAUGGCUUUCUUGCUGGAGAACUGGGACCUGGCACAAUCGUUGGUAGUGCAGCCUUCAACAUGUUUGUCAUCAUUGCUGUAUGCGUUUACUGCAUCCCUGAUGGUGAGGUUCGGAGAGUCAAGCAUUUGCGGGUGUUUUUUGUCACUGCAUCGUGGAGCAUUUUUGCCUACAUAUGGAUGUACCUAAUCCUUGCUGUCUUCUCACCUGGCAUUGUCCAAGUUUGGGAAGGACUGUUGACUCUGAUGUUCUUUCCGGUUUGUGUGGUCUUUGCUUGGAUUGCUGAUAAGAGGCUACUCUUCUACAAAUAUGUCUACAAAAGGUACCGUGCGGAUAAGCGCAGAGGCAUCAUUAUUGAGACAGAGGGAGAGCUCCCCAAGGGAAUUGAGAUGGAUGGGAAAAUGGUCCUGGAGCAUGGAGACAGUGUCCUACCUGAUGGAACUGUGAUCUCUUUGGAAGCCAAAGACUUAGAUGAGAGUCGUAAAGAAGCCAUUCGAAUUCUUAAAGACCUCAAGCAAAAGUACCCAGAUCGAGAACUGGAACAGCUGGUUGAGUUGGCCAAUUACUACGCUCUGCUUCAUCAGCAAAAGAGCAGGGCCUUCUACCGCAUCCAAGCUACCAGAAUGAUGACCGGGGCAGGUAACAUUUUGAAGAAGCAUGCUGCCGAUCAUGCAAAGAGGACAGCAAACCUUAAUGAGGCAAGACCUGACCCCGCAGAGGAGAUGUGCAGCAAAAUCUGCUUUGAGCCUGCCAACUACCAAUGUUUUGAGAACUGCGGGCUUGUCACUCUGACUGUUGUGUGCAAAGGUGGAGAGCAGAACAGCACUUUCUACGUGGAUUACCGAACAGAAGAUGGUUCGGCCAAUGCGGGCUCAGACUAUGAGUACACCGAAGGCACCUUGAUCUUCAAGCCAGGUGAAAUGACAAAAGAGAUCACAGUGGGUAUCAUUGAUGAUGAUAUAUUUGAGGAAGAUGAGCACUUCUUUGUCCGUCUGGGGAACCUCAGAAGCGGAGAUGCUGAAGGCAUGUUCGACUCGGACCCAACAGAAUAUCCCAAGGGGCGUCUUGUCGCUCCCUUGGUUGCGACAGUGACAAUCCUCGACGACGACCAUGCUGGAAUCUUCACGUUCGAGGACAAAGUUUACCAUGUGAGCGAGAGCGUUGGUGUCAUGGAGCUGAAGGUGCUGAGGACCUCAGGCGCUCGGGGAACCGUUAUGGUACCAUACAGGACAGUGGAAGGCACGGCCAGGGGAGGAGGAGUGGACUAUGAGGACGCCUUUGGAGAGCUGGAGUUUCUCAACGACGAGACUGUGAAGACAAUCCAGGUGAAAAUUGUGGAUGAUGAAGAGUACGAAAAGCAGGAAAACUUUUUUGUUGUCCUGGAGAAACCAAGAUGGAUGAAACGUGGCAUUUCAGCUCUCUUAUUGGCUGAUGAUGAAUCCAAUGGGAAACUGACGGCAGAGGAAGAAGAAGCUCGGCGUAUUGCAGAGAUGGGGAAACCCAUCCUGGGUGAACAUUCCAAGUUGGAGGUCAUCAUUGAAGAGUCAUAUGAAUUUAAGAGUACUGUGGAUAAGCUGAUCAAGAAGACAAACCUGGCACUGGUUAUUGGUACGCACUCGUGGCGGGAGCAGUUUAUGGAGGCCGUUACAGUCAGUGCUGGUGAUGGUGAGGAUGAAGAUGAUACACGGGAUGAGAAGCUGCCUUCUUGUUUUGAUUAUGUCAUGCAUUUCUUGACGGUUUUCUGGAAAGUUCUCUUUGCCUUUGUUCCUCCCACUGAGUACUGGAAUGGUUGGGCCUGUUUUAUCGUCUGCAUGGCUGUGAUUGGUUUACUCACAGCUUUCAUCAAUGAUCUGGCUUCACAUUUUGGCUGCACAGUGGGGCUGAAAGAUUCCGUGACUGCUGUGGUCUUUGUGGCACUUGGCACCUCUGUACCAGAUACCUUUGCCAGCAAAGUUGCAGCAUUACAAGACCAAUAUGCAGAUGCCUCCAUUGGGAAUGUGACUGGAAGCAAUGCUGUAAAUGUGUUCCUAGGUAUUGGAGUCGCUUGGUCUGUUGCUGCCAUCUACUGGGCUACUAAGGGGAAAGAGUUUAAAGUAGAUCCUGGCACACUGGCCUUUUCAGUCACACUUUUUACCAUCUUUGCCUUUGUUGCCAUCAGUGUACUCCUGUACAGAAGACGGUCACACAUAGGCGGUGAGCUUGGAGGCACACGGCGUGGCAAGAUUCUGACCUGCAUCAUGUUUGUGAGCCUUUGGUUGUUGUAUGUUGUGUUUUCAGCCCUGGAGGCUUACUGCCAUAUAAAGGGUUUCUAAGACUGGGGAGCUUUUUUGUGCUUACAAAGAGUAAGCUCCUCCUGAAGCUGCUAAAGAGAUCGAGAGGCAGCCCAAUGCAUUCCAAUCCCAGAUCAAGCCACUUUUUCAUCAUAGAGCAUAAAGACAGACUUUACUGGCAAAGAAAAACAAAAGGCAAAAUCCAGCUGUUAAGUUGUAUGCCUUGUAAAAAGGUUCUAAUACUUGGUUGUAGCCAGCAACCAAAAUAUCUUCAAGAAAUCAACCGCAAAAGGUUUUUUAUUCAAAUGGAUUUAGACUUUUUUACAUCGACAAACUGAGCUUGCUGUGUUACAAGUAUUAAGAAAAUUUGUUAGCCAGCCAUUGAAAAAUGAUGUUUUGGCAAUGUAUUGGACAACAGGCCGGCAACAUUGGCCCACCAGAUAUAUGUCUUUACUUGUACAGUUGUUGCUAUGCAUCUCACUGAGUAAGCUGUUGCAAUAGCUGUUAAUUUACUUUGAACAGAAACAAGGUAAAUCGUGGCACUGGAGUGAAGUAAUUUGAGAAAAUUGGCAAAAUUCCAUGCAUUAUAUUUGUUAUAUGUGUGCAGUUGUCAUUGAUUAGGUCUACUUUUAUUUAUCCUGAUGUAAACCCUGGACUAUAAGUAGCAUCUUGAAAACAAUUUUGUUUGCAGGAGUGACAUAUACACCAACCCAACUUUUCCUAAAGCUGAGGAUCAGUGUAAAAUCCAAAUUCACGCUAACUUUUCCUGUGGUGAAUUUCAUUGCUCUAUUAUGCAUUUAUUAAAGCUGCUGCACCUACAAAUAA
Rhincodon typus (whale shark) is the source of this 4010-nucleotide messenger RNA. Its product is annotated as sodium/calcium exchanger 3-like. Gene Ontology annotation, cellular component: sarcolemma; axon; postsynapse. Gene Ontology annotation, biological process: cell communication; calcium ion import across plasma membrane; sodium ion transmembrane transport. The transcript is spliced from 9 exons. Bases 453 to 3227 code for a protein of 924 amino acids. The record is from RefSeq and is a predicted model, not a curated record. Gene Ontology annotation, molecular function: calcium:sodium antiporter activity. NCBI's taxonomy places the organism in Eukaryota, Metazoa, Chordata, Chondrichthyes, Orectolobiformes, Rhincodontidae.